UUAUAUUAAACUGGCAUAGAGAUCUGAGGGAGAGAGGUGCUACAGUUGGCCGAUAGCUCUCUAAGGCUCACGGAAAACUGGCAAAAAAUGGCAGAAUUGAUGCCAGCUACCUCAAACACCAUUCCCCAAGUAUCUGGAAUCUGUAGGAAUGUAUUCCUGAGGAAGAUGAGGGGAACUAUACCAGUGAACUUCUGGCAGGAGGCAAAAGCUCUUACACAAAUUGCUGUGCCAGUGUUUUUGGGUCAGCUGAUGAUGUUUCUCACAAGUAUUGUCAGUGCUAUAUUCUGCGGGCACUUAGGAAAAAUUGAAUUGGAUGCAGUUUCACUUGCUACAGCGUUCAUCAAUGUAUCAGGUAUCUCUGUAGGUACUGGUUUGUCGUUAGCUUGUGACACACUCAUGUCCCAGACGUAUGGCAGUAAGAAUCUGAAACGAAUUGGAGUGAUUCUCCAAAGAGGGAUUCUCAUUCUCCUGAUCGCCUGCUUUCCCUGCUGGGCUCUCUUCAUCAACACUGAGGACAUCCUGUUAGUCUUCAAGCAGUCUCCUGAGGUGGCCAAGUUAACAAAUUUGUAUGUGCUGAUAUUUAUUCCUGCCCUCCCUGCAGUGUUCCUUUAUCAAUUACAGAUCCGAUACCUUCAAAAUCAGGGGAUCACAAUGCCACAGGUUUUCGCUGGUGCAUUUGUCAAUGUUCUCAAUGUUGUAAUAAAUUAUCUGUUGUUGAAUAUAUUUUCUUUGGGAGUAGGGGGUUCUGCAGCUGCCAACGUUGUCUCUCAGUACUGCCAAGUUAUUUUUCUGUUCAUAUACAUUCGAUGGAGAAAGUUGCACGUCAACACUUGGGCAGCAUGGUCCACUGACUGCAUGCAGGAAUGGGGCCUCUUUGUGUGGUUGGCAAUUCCAAGCAUGCUGAUGUUAUGCAUUGAAUGGUGGAGUUAUGAAGUUGGAGCUUUCCUAGCAGGAAUAAUUAAUGAAGUUGAACUUGGAGCACAAUGCGUUGUUUAUCAGAUAUUACUGGCGGUAUACAUGAUACCUCUGGGAUACGGAGUGGCUGCGGCUGUUUGUGUGGGGAAUGCACUGGGUGCCGGAAACCCAGAGAAAGCUAAGAACAUCGCAAAAGCCACUUUGUGGUGCACUGGAGCUUUGGCUUUGGUGAUUUCUGUGAUACUGGAGGCAAUACAUGAUGUGAUCGGUUAUGUAUUCACCAAUGACGAAGAAAUAAUUCAUUUAGUUGGGAAAUUGUUGCCAAUAAUCGCUGCUAAUCAAUUGUUUGAUUCCUUGGCUUGUGUGAAUGGUGGAGUAUUGAGAGGAACUGGGAAGCAAAAACUGGGAGCUAUCGGUAAUCUAGUGGGAUUUUAUCUCAUUGGUUUUCCCAUUGGAAUCUCACUGAUGUUUGCUGCAAAGUUUGGCAUUAUUGGUUAUUGGUACGGAAUGAUCAUUUGUGUCUUUUUCCAGUAUGUUUUCUAUCAGAUAGUAAUUUGCAAAAUCAACUGGAAUGAAGCAUCCAAUCUGGCGAGAGUUGUUGCAGGUGUGAAGAAAAAUGUGGACGCCUAUCCCAAUCCCUCCAGUGGCCAAACUGAGGACAUUUCACCAGCUAUGAACAAUGAAGUCCAUUCAGGAAACAUUGCGGCCAUUACAGUAGGAGAUGCCACUCCAGUGGAGAAUAAUGUUAACACUGGACAAAUGAGAGAAGAGACCUCAGCCCCUAAAAUGAACGUGCAAGAACAGUUAUCUGUGAAACAACUGAUUGUCCGUCGGGGAUUAGCCAUCCUUUCAGGGUUACUUAUACUGGGGAUUGGACUAUUGCUGAAGUAUUAUAGACUCCAGUGAACUUUACAGAGACAAGUGAAAAUCCAGGUCACCUUCUAUGGUCAGUAGAACAGCAGUAAAAGAUGUAACCACUGCUCUGUAUGUUAUCUCAUUUCUCAUGUUCUUCGCAACAAUGAAUGUGUAAGGAAUGUCAAUUAUAGUACAGUUCAGAAGGAAGACGGUU
This is a messenger RNA of Chiloscyllium plagiosum (whitespotted bambooshark), 1984 nucleotides long. RefSeq names its product multidrug and toxin extrusion protein 1-like. The record is from RefSeq and is a predicted model, not a curated record. Gene Ontology annotation, molecular function: antiporter activity; xenobiotic transmembrane transporter activity. Gene Ontology annotation, biological process: xenobiotic detoxification by transmembrane export across the plasma membrane. NCBI's taxonomy places the organism in Eukaryota, Metazoa, Chordata, Chondrichthyes, Orectolobiformes, Hemiscylliidae. Gene Ontology annotation, cellular component: membrane.